Messenger RNA from Pistacia vera, 1982 nucleotides. RefSeq names its product WD repeat-containing protein 91 homolog. Gene Ontology annotation, molecular function: protein binding. The record is from RefSeq and is a predicted model, not a curated record. Lineage: Eukaryota; Viridiplantae; Streptophyta; Magnoliopsida; Sapindales; Anacardiaceae. The transcript is spliced from 13 exons.
GGCAUGAUAAGAUGGAGAACAUGCGAUAUGCUGAGGAGCUGGUGAUAGAGUUUCUUGUUUUUAGAGGGUUUACAAAUACUUUGCAAGCUCUUGAGACUGAGUUAAGCACAGAUAUAGGCAAAGGGUUUCAAGUGGAUAAGAUAUUGGAGUUAAUCUUCUUGGUAUAUAUUCCCAUGUUUCAAGCAGAAUAAUUGGUUAGUGUACUGUGUUUUUUCAAGAAGUGCUUUUCGUCAGCAUCGGAGACAGUACUUACUGCUACUCUAUCAAAACUUGAGGUCGCUAUUCUACGCUACUAUAUUGUUCAUGCCUUACAAUCAGGAAGAAAAGACAAAGUUUUAGAGUUUUUUGGAAUUAAUGGAAAUGAUUUGCUGCAGAGGGGCCAAGAUUGGGCUCCAUGGUUUGCCAUUCCUUAUUUAAAAAAUCCAAGCUUGGAUCCUCAGUUUCGCAUAUAUUUCUCAAAGGAAUGGGUUAAAGCCUUGCGACUUUCUGUGACGAAUUUUUUUAGUGAGAUUUUCAACGGAAUUCGUCUCCCUGCCCUCUUGAAGAUCAGUUCAGAGAAGAACACUGUAAACCGUCUCAAAAAGGACAUCAAACAACUUAAUGUUAAGCUGUCACAACUUCAGGCCUUACUGGAGGAAAAAGAGUCUCAGUUAAACCGGUUAAGGAAUAAUUCUGAGUCAAUGAAGGAUGCAAGCCCGAGACAAACUCAGUGUUCUACUCCAUCAAGUAGCUUGCAUGAAGAAAAUGUUCUUCUUUCUGCAAACAGUCAAGAAGCUUUUUCUACUGCUAUAACAUAUUUGGAUGAGAUAGAACCUGGUCAGGAAUUGGCCACUGGUCUACCUCCCAAAGUUUUGUCAAGACUUACUGGAUCCAAGUCUGGAAAUGAUUCAAGUUCUCGUUCAACUCUUGAUGCUGAAGAUGCUGGAGCUGGUGAUUCCAUUCAAAUGUACUACAAUAUUCCUUACAGUGAGAAUGGUAGAGAAAUGCUGGGAGAAGAAGAAUUCCCAGAAUUGAAAGUAGAUUUCCAGAAGAGAUUUUUGGGCCAGACCAGUCCUAUCAGUUGCUGCCUCUUUUCUGCAUCUGGAAACAAUAUAGCUAGUGCUUCUGUGGAUGGCACUGUCAGGAUAUGGACUUAUGACUCGUCAACUCCAGCUUCUAGAAAUGCAACAAUAUACUGUGGGGCAGAGAUUAUGUCGCUUGAGUGGGAAUGUAAAUCUGACCGCUUGCUUCUAAUUGGCACUGCUGAUGGAGGCAUUAAAGCAUGGAAUGUUGAUGCUAAGAGAGUUGUCUGUGAUCUCAAUAAAACUGAAGCAUUUCCUAGUGUCUUGGACCUAAAGUGCAGCCCAGUAGAACCGAUAUUUGUUUCUGCUGCAGCAUCCAGAGGCUACGGCUCAUAUUGCUCAAAUUAUACUGAUACUUGGGGGGUUGCUUCUUUAACUGUCUGGAACAUGAAAACAUGGAAAGCUAUGACAGUCCUUCCUCUUGGUGAAGAUCCACCAGCAAUAACUUCCCUUUGCUUCAGUCACAACGGAAAGAUUCUAGCAGCUGCUGCAGUUGAUAGAAUGAUCCACAUGUUUGGUAUCCUUUUACAAUUAUAGUGUUUGAUGCAAUUGUUAAGUACCUAAUGGUUUUGGGGAAAUGUGAGCAUAAAUGUCUCAUCCACUGUUACUCAUGCUUUCCCUUAAUGUUGACAGGUGUACAAAUUUAAUUACAACAAUGGCAUUUUGAUAUUAGCAUUUUUUAUACUUUGUAGGUUCUUUGAACCUGAGACCUCAAAACAUUGUAGACAUGAGAUGGCUUUGGAUGCCAAUGGGAGGAGAUUAUUGGUAACAUCGGGUUCAGUAAGGGCACCGAUAUAUCAGGUUCGAGGUCAUGCUAGCGGUUUCAGAACUCUUCCCCACACAGUGGAUUGGCACCCAACCUUGCCUGUAUUUCUGACAGGCUCAGCUGAUCACUCAGUUAGAGUAACACCCAUUCUCUAA